Messenger RNA from Sipha flava (yellow sugarcane aphid), 3334 nucleotides. Its product is annotated as ubiquitin-protein ligase E3C. The transcript is spliced from 15 exons. The record is from RefSeq and is a predicted model, not a curated record. NCBI's taxonomy places the organism in Eukaryota, Metazoa, Arthropoda, Insecta, Hemiptera, Aphididae. Gene Ontology annotation, biological process: ubiquitin-dependent protein catabolic process; protein polyubiquitination. Gene Ontology annotation, molecular function: ubiquitin protein ligase activity; protein binding. Bases 1 to 3273 code for a protein of 1090 amino acids.
AUGUACAGUUUUGAAGGAGAUUUUCGUAGGAAACCAGAACAGAAUUAUGCAGGAGCUAGUGUUCAUGAACCUGUCAGCAAUCUAAUACUGAGAGCUCGUUAUGAACGGGAAAAAAGAGAAGAAGCUAGACGUGAACAACGACGUGUUGUUCGGGUUCAAUCUUGUGUUAGAAGUUUCAUUACAAGAAAAAAAUUUAAACAACAUUAUCGAACUGUGUUCGAUGAAACUGUAAUUAAUUUGAAAAAUACACAGCCAUCUGAAGAAGUUUUAUCAAAUCUUGUAAAAAAUUUAGUGUUUUUUCACGAUAGAGAAAAUGAUUCUCAAAGACUAAUAUGGUUAUCUCAACAUAUUUUACGUAAUAGUACAAAGUUAUUAAGAUCAAGUUUGGAUCGAAACGCCUCAUGGUAUUGGCAUUUAAAAUGGAUUCUUUCCUUUAAUAUUGAUUUAUUGAACUCAUCAAAUUUGGAAUCAUUCGCAACACCUUUACGAAUUAUUGAAGAAUUUACUUCAGUAGAAUCCUACAAAAAAAUACUAGGUUCAGAAAAUGCAAUACUUGCAUUACGAGAUUUAUUCCAAUAUCUAGUCAAAAAAUGUUAUUUUGAUAGUUUGCAUAAAAUACUUGAUACAAAAAUUCCUGCAAUGUUUGAUGUUGAAGAUACACCAGCUCCACCUUUAGCUAAAAGUAUCCUAGAAUUUGUGAAAAGACCAUUUUCAGUACGAUCACCAACUUUUUUAGAUGAAUACACCUCUAUAAUUAUGGAUCAUUUUGUGAGGACUUUUUUAAAAGGACCAGUAUCUGAUAUUAAUCACAAAUUUAUCUUACCAAAAUUAUCCUUGGAUCAAAAUAAAAUUGAUUAUGUUGGUCCAGAUUUUAGGCAAUUAGUCAUGUCAUUAGCUCAUUCUUCAACCCAGUUUGAAACUAAUACAAAUUUAUUUUAUUCUUUGCUGAUUCUUGAACCAUCAUGUGAAGACUAUUCAUUUGUGGUAAAAUGUCAUCAAACUGGACGUGAAAUGAAUGCAAUUACUGAUUAUUUGGAUAUUCUUUCAACAUUAACAAGUCGUCUAGUUGAGCCACCUGUUAUAGACUAUAUAAGCAAGACAUGGAUGUAUAAAGAUCUCUGUCAAGAUAGUUCAGACAAUGAAUCUGACGAUGAAUCAAAUGAAAAUGAAAAAUUAUUCUGUGGUAUUUCAGAAGAUGAACUUGAGAUUUUGAAAUUAUGUUCAGAGCUCUUAAAUGAUCCAGUUAGAGUGUAUAGAAUAAUCAAAUAUGUUGAAGAAUCGUGUUCAAAAGAUUCUAUUAAUUUUUUGCUCACUCCAGUUUGCAAAUUAUGUCAUUAUUUACUCAUGUCUCAUAAAUUAGCUGUGCAUAAAUACAGAUUAUUGUAUACUCUAGCUCUGAAUGCAGAAAUCUUACACCAUUUAUGGAAAACUAUUUUAAAAACCGAACAACAAUCACUGUUUGGUCCUAGCUUAGUUACUACCAGUCUAGUAACAGUAAUAUCAAGAGGAACAAAUUUAGCUCCUGGUGAUUUUAACCGUGUAGUUCCAUUGUUAGCAACAUUUUGUUCUUUAUUCAGUUUAUUAAUAUCCACUUUGCAUGAUGCGGAAUUUAAUAAAGCUGUUGGAAAUAAUUCUGAACAAUUCACCAAUCAUUCAUUAAAAUUUACAAUAGCAGAUCUUGUAUCAAUUACAUCUAUUUUAAAAGAUGUGGCUCUGGGUUUAAUAGAAUUAGCUUAUCCAGAUUCAAGACCUUCAAUUAUGCCUUACAGUAAUAACACAAAUCAGAAUGCUCAAACUUCAAUUUGGUCUCAUUUAUUACGAGUGACUGUUGUAUUACUAAGACAACUUCAUUCAAGAGAUCUACGCUGUAAAUUUUGUCCUGAAGGACAUUGGGUAUCAAAUCGUUUUACUAUGAACUCUGCAUACGACAAACCUUCAAAUAUGCAUUUUAUGCAAUAUACUCGAAGAUCUAGAUUAAAUUAUAGACCUUUUAGAGGUAUUCCUGUUAUAUCAAUGGAUAAUUUAGAUGAAGGACCUCCUCUAACCACUCGUCAAGUCCGUAUUUUAACAGUUUUAAAAGAAAUACCGUUUGUCUUGCCUUUUGAAGAACGGGUUAUUGUAUUUCAAGGGUUGUUAUUAAAUAACAAAAUAGAAUAUCAAAACGCAGAUGCUCAUUUUAUGGUUGGAUCACAUAUACAUAUUACUAUUCGACGAAAUUAUUUGUAUGAAGAUGCAUUUGAAAAAUUAUCUAUUGAAAAUGAACCAGAAAUAAGACAAACAUUACGAGUACAUAUGAAAAGUGCUGCUGGAUUAGAUGAAGCCGGUGUGGACGGUGGAGGUUUAUUGAGAGAAUUUUUAUCUGAACUUCUCAAAACAGCGUUUGAUCCCAAUCGUGGAUUUUUUAAAAUUACCAAUGAUAAUAUGCUAUAUCCAAAUCCUUAUGUUCAUUUAAUUCAACAGAAUUUUGCCUCUCAUUAUUUUUUCAUUGGUAGAAUGCUUGGAAAAGCACUCUAUGAAAAUUUAUUAGUUGAACUCCCUUUAGCUGAAUUUUUUCUAUCAAAAAUCAUUGGACGUCAAACUGAAAUAGAUGUUCAUCAUUUAGCUUCAUUGGAUCCUCUCAUGUAUAGGAAUUUAUUAUCAUUGAAAAAUUAUGAUGGAGAUGUUAUCGAUCUUGGUCUUGAUUUCACUAUUGUUAUUGAUGAAUUCGGCCAAACACGUGUUGCAGAAUUAAAACCUGAUGGUGCCAAUAUUGCAGUAACAAAUCAAAAUCGAAUUGAAUAUAUACAUUUAAUGGCUGAUUAUAAACUUAACAAACAAAUAAGGAAACAAUGUUAUUUUUUCAAACAAGGUUUGGCGAAUGUUAUUUCCUUAGAUUGGUUGCGUAUGUUUAGUAAUCGUGAAGUACAAGUAUUAAUAUCUGGAGCUGAAGUUCCAGUUGACAUAGAAGAUUUAAAAAAUCAUACAAAUUAUGUUGGAGGAUAUACACCUGAUGACCCAGCAAUAAAUUUAUUUUGGACAGUCGUUAAUGAUUUUACUGAUGAGGAAAAAACUAAACUCCUUAAAUUUGUAACUAGUUGUUCACGUCCACCUCUUCUUGGUUUCAAGGAAUUAUAUCCACCAUUUUGUAUUCAAAAAGUAAGUUCUUCUGAUCGCUUACCGACUGCGAGUACUUGUAUGAACCUUCUAAAAAUGCCAGUGUUCAAAGACUAUGAAACACUAAAAACAAAGUUAUUAUAUGCAAUACAAUCUGGUGCCGGAUUUGAACUUAGUUAAUAUAUUUUAUGAGGUUGUUUUAUUUUUAAAUUAUUGGUAUGUACUUUAAAUAAAAAUUUCU